This is a messenger RNA of Acanthaster planci (crown-of-thorns starfish), 3526 nucleotides long. RefSeq names its product structural maintenance of chromosomes 5 (gene smc5). Gene Ontology annotation, cellular component: nucleus; Smc5-Smc6 complex. Gene Ontology annotation, molecular function: single-stranded DNA binding. Gene Ontology annotation, biological process: double-strand break repair via homologous recombination. Lineage: Eukaryota; Metazoa; Echinodermata; Asteroidea; Valvatida; Acanthasteridae. The record is from RefSeq and is a predicted model, not a curated record.
GCCGCGAAAAUCGUGUGCAAUAAAUAGGAGGCGCAAUCAUGGCGUCCAAGAGUAGGAAACGGGAAGCUGAUUUGCAUCAGAUACCUGGACGAAAUGUCAACCGUAACGAUGUUGUUAUGGUCAACGGUGUCUCUGGCAAAUCAUCGAGGAAACCUGGCACAUCCAAGAGCUUCGUCGAAGGAUCUGUCGUGCGCAUUUUGAUGGAAAACUUUGUAACCUAUGACAAGUGUGAAUUCCGUCCUGGUCCUCAUCUAAAUGUAAUCAUGGGUCCCAAUGGAACAGGCAAAUCCACAGUGGUAUGCGCUAUGUGCUUAGGUCUUGCAGGGAGUACCAGUUUGCUUGGACGAGCUAAAGAGGUUGGUGAGUUUGUGAAGCAUGGUAGUAAUGAAGCAAUAAUUGAGCUGGAGUUGUAUAAAGAUCCAAAGAAUGUCAUCAUACGACGUGUUAUUACCAAACAAGGGAACCGGACAACAUGGUUUCUGAAUGGCAGUCGCUGUCAUAUGAGAGAUGUCCAAGACAAAGUCAAGAGUCUGAAUAUUCAGAUCAGUAACCUUUGCCAGUUUCUACCACAGGACAAAGUGGUUGAGUUUGCAAACAUGUCAAAUGUAGAACUGCUUGAAAACACUGAAAAAGCGGUUGGAUCCCCUGAGCUAUUCGACCAGCAUUGUCGUCUGAAAAACUUUCGUAAUGAGCAAAAAGAAAUGCUCCUUCAACACCAGGAGAUGUCACAUCAUCUUGAGAAGUUGACUGAGAAAAACAGUCGUCUGGAGGCAGAUGUGAAACGCUACCAAGAAAGACAACAUCACUUGGAGGUCAUUGAGACAUUGGAAAAGAAAAAGGCCUGGGUGGAGUAUGAUACCAAGCGUAAAAUGUACGUGGAUCUAAAGAAGAGACAAGAGGCUUUGAAGACUGAGCUGCGUGAAGCACAAGCUGUUAAUGCACCCAUUCAACAAAAACUGGAUACCUUAACAGCCAAGCUUCAAGAGUUGGACACUGUCAGCAAGGAAAUGACCAAUGAAGCACGGCAGUUGGCCAACGCUGCCAAUAAAAAGCAUGAGAAGAUUGAUGAGUUUUCCAGUGAUUUGACUGAGAUACAAGAUGAGCUGAGAGUUAAACAGCAGGAUGAAGAGAAAAGACAAGCAAAGAUAAGAGGUCACCUCAGUUUGGUGGAAGGAUGGCAGAAGGAACUGGAACAAAUACCUCCUGUUGAGGACAUUAAGCCACAACUGGACCAGAAUGCUGCUUCACUGCGAGCAAUUGUCCGAGAAGUGAGUGGUAUCGAUACAGAGUACAAUGGCAUCAAAACAGAACGCGAGUCUCUACAGAGAGAGAAAAGAGAUUUGGAAUUACGUCUGAGACGUUUGAAUGACCAGAAAGACAUGCGUUUGGGAGAGUUACAGAAAUACUAUCGAGAUACAUACAAUGCUGUGGAAUGGCUACGUUCAAAUCAAGAUAUGUUCAAACACAAGAUUCAUGAACCAGUGGCAUUAGUGAUUAAUGUUCCAAACAAGGAGCAUGCCAAAUAUAUAGAGCAUGCUAUUCCAACCAACGACAUGCUGGCAUUUGUAUGUGAGGAUGCUGAUGAUAUGGAACUAUUCGUCAGCUUGGUUAGAGAGAAGCAGAACUUGAGAAUAAAUGUUGUGAAGAGCCCAGGGGAUCCUCUCUCAAGCUUCAAACCUCAAAAAUCCAUUGACGAUGUAAAACGUUGGGGAUUCAAUCAUUACCUGCGUGAUUUGAUCGAGGCACCAGAAGCUGUCAUGGUGUACUUAUGUAAGAUGCAUAAGUUGCAUAACGUCCCUCUUGGUAGCAGAGUAACACAGGAUAGCAUUGAUAAAGUUGUGAAGGAGUCUGGGGUGACGAGAUUCUACACACCGGACCACAAUUACAUUGUCAGACGGUCACGAUACGGCAACCAUCAACAAUCCACUGACAGCAACUUUGUUGCUGAUGCAAGAUUGCUCAACAUUUCUGUAGACAUGAGUGCCAAGAGAGAGUUGGAACAGAAUAUACAGGAAAUUGAGCACCAACUUGGAGUGGGGCAACAGAGAUACAAGGAAUUACAGCAACGUAGACAGGUCCUGAUGACACAAGAUAAUGAAUUGAAGGAACAGAAGAAAGGAUUGAUACAAAAAAGAGACAGACACAAAACCAUCUUGCAGAAUAUCGCUGCAAAGAGAGAAGCGAUACGGAAAUGUGAAGCAUCAGCUAUAGAUGUGGAGGCAGAAAUGGCUAAAGCAAGCAAGAAGAUUAAAGCCAUUAAUGAGAAAAAGCUCAAACUUGUCAAGGAAUUCAGCCAACUCAUCAAAGAUUGUAUUGAGAGGACCAAGGAGAAAGUUGAGCUAGGAAUGAAAUAUGCUGUCAUAUUUAAUCAGAAGACUCACAUUGAAGCUACACAGAGAGAAGCCAGUGCCAACCUGCAACGCUUAGAGAAUGAGAAGAUAGAACUCCUGACUAUUUUGAGGAAUACAAAGGAUGUUGCUAGACAGCUAAUCAGACGAGCUCAAGAGUUGACUGGCUCAGAAGAACCAUCCACAGAACUCAGGGAGGCCUUCAGUACUUGCCCUGAUGAUCUAGACGAGAUUGAGCAGAAAAUUCACUACGUCCAAGCACAAGCUGACUGUCUUUUUGAAACAGACCAGAGAGUGGUACAAGAAUUUGAGCAUCGUAAGGUUGAAAUACAAAGCCUGACAGAAAAGGUUGAAAGAAGCCAACAGCAAAUGGAUAGAAAGCUAUCAGAAAUCGAUGACAUGAAACAACACUGGAAGGAGGACUUAAAUGGGCUGAUUGCUGACAUCAACCAACAAUUCUCCAACUUCUUUGAAGCUAUGGGUUGUGCUGGAGAAGUCAAACUACAGUAUGAUAGUGAAGAGGAUUAUGACAAGUAUGGUAUCAGUAUUCAGGUUAAGUUUCGUAAAUCAGAGCAGAUGAGAGAACUGACAUCUCAUUAUCAGAGUGGAGGUGAACGCAGUGUUUCUACAAUCUUGUAUCUGAUGGCUUUACAGGAACUCAACAAGUGUCCAUUUAGAGUUGUGGAUGAGAUCAAUCAGGGCAUGGAUCCCAACAAUGAGCGUCGAGUCUUUGAGCUUGUUGUUAAGACAGCUUGCCGGGAAAACACAUCUCAGUAUUUUCUCAUUACACCUAAGUUGCUGUUGAAUCUGAGUUAUGGUCCCAAGAUGACGGUGAUCUGUGUGUACAAUGGACACUGGAUUAUGCCUUAUAGUCAUUGGAAUCUGGAAGCGUUCUGUCGAAGACGACGAAGGUUACUGGUCCAGUAAAUAGACUUAUCAGGUUGAGCUUUGAAGAACAGCAUUUCAUUGUGGGACAUUGCACUCUAUAAUUAGGAUCACAUUUUACUGUAUUUGGUCACAGUACAGGAAUGGAUGGUAUUUCCAUAUUAGAUGUGACCGUAUGCUUGCUUACCAAAGGAAAGCUUGAUCCCACACACUAAUAGGUAAUUCCAGAAAUUAGGGGUCCAAAAGGGUAACAAUUUUGUUUCCUUGUUACAUCUGACCUUGUUAUGUGACAG